UCAAACAGCUCAGACUCCGAUUCAGACAGCUCAGACUCCGACUCCGACUCUGACUCAAACUCUAAAUCUAAAUCCAACUCAGACAGCGCCGGCUCAGACAGUUCCGACAGUUCAGACAGCUCGGACUCAGAUGAUUCGGAUUCUGAAUCCAAGACCGAUAUUAAGAAAACUAAGAAAAGAUCAUCUGACGAGAAAAGCGAUUCCAAUAAGAAGCAAAAGCUUGAACCAUCCUCCUCUCAAACGGAAUCCUUCUCCCCUUCCCCAGUUUCUGAUGCAAGAAUAAGUGCUUCCCAAGAACCUGAAUUGAAACCAGGUCAAAGAAAGCAUUUUUCUAGAAUUGAUCGUAGUAAGAUCUCUUUCGAAGACAACACCUUAGCCGACAAUACUUACAAAGGAGCAGCUGGAAGUUGGGGUGAACUUGCCAAUGAAAAGUUAUUACAAGUUAGGGGUAAGGACUUCACCAAAAACAAAAACAAGAUGAAGAAAGGUUCAUACAGAGGUGGUUCGAUCACUUUUGCAUCCGGCUCCUACAAAUUCACCGAUUGA
This is a messenger RNA of Debaryomyces fabryi, 546 nucleotides long. RefSeq names its product nucleolar and coiled-body phosphoprotein 1 family protein. Gene Ontology annotation, cellular component: nucleolus; nucleoplasm. Lineage: Eukaryota; Fungi; Ascomycota; Pichiomycetes; Serinales; Debaryomycetaceae. The annotation marks the transcript as partial. The record is from RefSeq and is a predicted model, not a curated record. The transcript has a single exon.